This is a messenger RNA of Styela clava, 1662 nucleotides long. The record is from RefSeq and is a predicted model, not a curated record. Lineage: Eukaryota; Metazoa; Chordata; Ascidiacea; Stolidobranchia; Styelidae.
AUGGCUAAGAAUAUGAUUCAAUAUGAUGGGAGUGAUUGGUCGCUUUAUUGUGAGCAAUUAGAACAGUAUUUUAUUGCAAAUGAUAUUGCCGAUGAGAAAAAGGUACCAACGUUAAUUGCAAACUUGCCUACUAAAACCUACCAAAUACUACACAAUCUUUUGGCACCCGACUUGCCUAGUUCCAAAACAUAUGAUGUUAUAAAGAAAACUCUGCAAGAUCAUUUAAAACCGAAACGUUCAGUUUUUGUGGAAAGGUUCGCAUUUCACAGAAGAGAUCAGAAGUUUUCUGAAGGGGUUCGUGAAUAUGCAGCAGAGCUAAGAAAAUUGUCUGAGGGGUGUAAAUUCGGUCCAUUGAGGGAUGAUUUCAUACGCGAUCGAUUAAUCUUUGGUAUACUCGAUGAGGCUACUAGAAAAAGGUUAAUGGCAAAAGAUGGGGAAAAAUUAGAUCUUCAAAGGGCAUUUCAAAUUGCAACGUCAAUGGAAUUGGCCAACAAGGAUGUGGCCGAAAUAUCAAGUGGCAGUGUUAUGCCAAUGGUGAAGGAGCAAUAUUUUUCUAGAAAGCAACGGUUUAAUACCUUAAAAUGUCGUUGUCGUUAUAAAAACUUCCAGUGUUUUAACUGCGGCCGCCGAGGUCAUAUUCAACAGGUUUGCACACGACGUAAGCCAGUGCUGUCCAGAGAAAGGACGGGGAAUGACAGACGCGAUAAUGAUAAAGCACGAAGUGCAAAUGUUAUGGAGAACGACAGCAGUGAUAGUCCAAACUUGGAGAAUUCGUCGGAUUCGUCGUGUAUAGAGGUUGGUAAUUUACGUAUAAAUAGCGUACUUAGAAACAAAAAUGGUGCAAUUUGGCUUUUUCCGAUUAUCAGUGGGAAAACACUAAGAAUGGAACUAGAUACCGGAUCGGCUGUGUCUAUCAUUUCUAAAAAUGUUUACGAUUCACAUUUGUCUCAUAUUCGUUUGAAUAAUACAAAAAUUUGCUUGAAGACUUAUUCCGGGGGAAAGAUAUAUCCAUUGGGUGUCCUUAAAGUCGAUAUAGAAAUUAAUGGCCAAAGUUGUAAAUCCAGAUUGUACGUGGCAAGCACAAACGGUCCUAGUUUGUUUGGGCGUGAUUGGUUACAUCAAAUUCAAUUGGACUGGAGAACGAUUUUCAAUAUACGUGAGGCAACGGAACCAGUCUGUUCCCCCGAAACCAAAACUCGAUUGAAACAUUUGUUAAAAAAAUACAGUGAUGUAUUUUCUGAUGACGUAGGCUGUAUAAAAGGGACAAAAGCUAAACUGGUUUUGAAAAAGGGCGCCAUACCUAAAUUCUUCCCUCCCAGGCCUGUACCUUUUGCACUUCGGCCUAAAAUUGAAGCGGAAUUGGAAAGACUUGAACGUGAUGAUAUAAUUACCAAAGUCACUUUUAGUGAGUGGGCUACUCCAAUAGUUCCAGUUCUUAAGAAAGACGGUAAAAUACGACUUUGCGCUGAUUUUAAAGUGACUGUAAAUCCUGUUCUUUGUGUAGAUCAAUAUCCAUUACCAACAAUAGAUGACCUUUUUACAUCUCUUGCGGGAGGACAAAAGUUUAGCAAAAUAGAUUUGAAACAAGCAUAUUUACAAAUGGAGGUUGAAGAGGAGUCGAAGGAAUUGUUGACAAUUAAUACUCAUAAAGGAAAUGGAUAG